Erythranthe guttata (spotted monkey flower) is the source of this 1103-nucleotide messenger RNA. Its product is annotated as F-box/kelch-repeat protein At3g23880. Gene Ontology annotation, molecular function: protein binding. The record is from RefSeq and is a predicted model, not a curated record. NCBI's taxonomy places the organism in Eukaryota, Viridiplantae, Streptophyta, Magnoliopsida, Lamiales, Phrymaceae.
AAAACCCAAACCCUAGAAACUCAACAGCCAUGGCAGCGAAGAAGCACUUGAAACGAGGUACACCAGUUCUUCCACAAGAAAUAAUACAAAUAAUCCUAUCAAACUUACCACCAAACUCUCUCCUUAGAUUCAAAACAGUCUCCAAAUCAUGGUAUACCAUCAUCUCCGAUCCACUAUUCAUCCAAACUCACCUCUGCUCGAGUCUAUCCGAGUCGAACUCGUUCGCUAAAUCACAAGAUCCAGAAUCUCAACCUGUGAAAUUACUGGAAGGCCCUUGUGGCGAGUAUGACGUCAUGUCCUUUUGUGGCUGCGUGCUUCUCUUAGUAGAGGCAAACAUCUCGCUCAAGAAGAGGCUCGUGUUAUGGGACCCGUGCACUCGAACGGAGACGUAUGUUUGGUCGCCGGAUAUUUGUUCCGGUCGACAAAGUUACGGCCUCUGUUACGAUCGAACAUCUCGUAAUUUUAAGGUUGUCGCCUUGUCUCUGGAAACGGAACGCUACGUAGUUUAUUCGAGUAGGAACCGAUCAUGGACGAAGAGGCACGGAUUCCCGGGCAGCGGUAAACCCGACACUUCCGCGCCGGGAGUGUACGUUAACGGGGCUAUCUACUGGGUUUGGAGGCGCUCGUAUAAUAAGGUUAAAGAAAUAAUGUAUUUUGAUCCGAGAGAUGAUAUGUUGAAGAUGCUGCGGAUGCCGGAAGGUGUCGUUGUCGAUGAUGUCAGCAAAUCGAUUCGCUUGGUUAAUUUGAGAGGGUGUUUGGGCCUUUACUAUUGGAUUGGGGGAGAAGACGAGAAGAAGACGAAUAUGGUUCGAAUUUGGACAAAGGAAAACGGCAUUGACAAUAAUUGUUGGAAUGAGUCGGUAACCUUUGACAAUGUUCUUGACCGAAUUUGGUGGUUCAAGCCGCGGUGUUUUGUGGAAAAUAAGAUUGUGAUUCGAUUCCGGGAUUCGACGAGAUUUGUGAAUUACGACCCUUUUAAGAACACGUUUGAAGAAUUUGAAGGCGACGCGAGUUGUUAUGAGUAUGAAUUUGUUCCGUAUGUACAUGGUAUGUUCUUCCCCAUGCAAGAAACCAGGCCUAUGAGGAAAAUCAUAUGUUUGUAA